Orbicella faveolata is the source of this 2958-nucleotide messenger RNA. Its product is annotated as replication factor C subunit 1-like. Gene Ontology annotation, cellular component: DNA replication factor C complex; nucleus. Lineage: Eukaryota; Metazoa; Cnidaria; Anthozoa; Scleractinia; Merulinidae. Gene Ontology annotation, biological process: DNA replication; DNA repair. Gene Ontology annotation, molecular function: ATP hydrolysis activity; DNA binding; DNA clamp loader activity. The record is from RefSeq and is a predicted model, not a curated record.
AUUGUGGCUGUUUUCGAGCAGGGGUUGCAUACCGUCACGCUCUUUCGCGCGUGAGAGAAAACACGUUACUUUAAAAUAAAUUACCCAUAAACUUAGCGUUUGCCCAGGAAUAAUUAUCAUUUUUCACUGAUAGUUUGAUAUAUUCUUUUUUCGAGAGACGCGAAGGAAAGUGUUUGGUAGGUUGAAGAAGGACUGGAUACUCUAUGAAAGCGGGUGACAAGGAGAGGAUGAUGAGGGUGAGUUGAAAACUCUCACGAAGGUGAGAAUCGGUUGUCGAAUUGUAGGGCUUAGGAAACCUAUAUGGAGCGGUAACUCAUCUGGCAGCAGAUAAAUCGAUCUGACAUAAAUACCAAAAGAAAAUUAAAAUAAAUAAAUAAAUGAAAUGGCAAAUCAUAUAAUCCCGCACGCGCGCCCCACUUUAUUCUUUAAAGUUUGGCUAAGUUCGCUAGACACUGGUCAAGUUAGCGCCGGGGACAUGUGAAUGACCUAGAGACACUUCACAUCACGUUACAUAAGCAAAUAUUAACCGCUGACUACUUUUACGAGCGUUUCAAAGAUGGCGCGAAAUCUGCAAAACUGAUGCAGAAGAACGGAUUGAAAUGGAUAUUCGGUCGUUUUUUAGUCCCAAAGGAAAAACUUCAAAACCAGGGGCCUCAAAGGCUGGGAAAGACUCAAGUGCGAAGCCUGCAUUGAAAGAUCCUGGAAAGGGACCCAAAGAAAGCCAGAAUAGGAAGGCAAGAAAAUGCAUUGACUCAGAUUCUGAUGAAGAUCCUCUUCCACCUAAAAUAAGAAAAGCAACCGUGAAAAAAGGCGAAAGUUCAAAAUCAAGCAAGAGCAGAAAGCCAAUCACUGUUGAGGACUCUGAAGAGGAGGAAGUUGUACCUCAGACGCUAAAGAAAUCUGCCAAGCAAAUGGAAACAAAAACAAGGAAGGAGGUUGUGCAUGUUAAGGAGAGCCCUGUAAAGCCUAAAGAAACUCCACAGAAACUGACGUCUGCUCUUGACUUCUUUGGUUCAACUCCUGCUGAAAGAGAAUCGCGAAAAGUUUUUGCUGCAAAGAGGAAACAGAGAUCUGAUGAGCCAGAAGAAAAUGGGGGAGCGCUUGCAAAUGAAGAUCAGGAGUCACUACAUGGAAAAGAGAAGAGACGGAGGGAAAAUGAAGAUCUGAAUGGUAGAGCAACAGAACAGCCAUCCAAGAAAAGAAAAGAAGACUCAUCUACCCCACGACGGGAAGAAAAAAAGCCAUCUCCUGAAAAGAAGAAGACACCGGAGAGUGUUCCCAAGACCACACCUGCUAGUCGGCUUGCAGCUAAAGCAGCCGCAACUGUAGCAUCAAAAGCAACUACUGCUGUCCCUGAGACUCCAGGUAGAGACACUAAGAGGAGUCCAAAGAAAACUGUUACUCCAAAGAAAUCUGAGGACAAAGGAGUUGCAAAGGAAUCUCCAAACGAGAAAACUCCGAAGACACCUAAAUCUGAUGAACCAGAUGAGGUUCCUCCAUCUUUAGAGAAGAAAAAAUCAAAUUAUCGCAGUUUCAUGGCAAGGGAUGGUCCCAGAGCUCUUGGCUCAAAACCAGUCCCUGAGGGAGAAGAAAACUGCCUAGAGGGACUGACAUUUGUUAUUACUGGAGUGCUGGAAAGUAUUGAGAGAGAUGACGCUGCGGAUUUGAUUCAGAGGUACGGUGGCAAGGUGACUCAGUCGGUGAGCAAGAAAACAAGUUAUAUUGUGGUGGGACGGGAUGCUGGUGAGAGCAAACUUUCUAAGGCUAAGCAGUGUGGGACAACACAGCUAGAUGAGGAUGGGCUCUUUGAACUAGUCAAGACAAAACCAGGGAAGAAGAUCAGCUAUGAACCUCCCAGUAAGGAAAAGAAGUCAAAGAAGAAAGAAAAAAGUGAAGAAGCUGAAAAAUUGAGUCAAGGAAAGGAACAGCUCGAAGGGGAAUCAUCGCAGCUUAGUGAACGAUCAGUGUCAUCUCCUGCCACACAGACACCCACAUUAUCACCUGCGUCAAAAGGAGAACCAAGUUUGUUGUGGGUUGACAAAUAUCGCCCACGCUCGGUGAAGCAGAUUAUUGGCCAGCAAGGUGACAAGAGUAACAUGCGAAAGCUGAUGAACUGGCUGAGAGACUGGGAGAAGAACAGAAAGAAACCAUCAACUAAAUCUUCAUUUUUCAAGAAAGAUCAAGAUGGUUCAUCUCAGAGAGCAGCUCUCCUGUCUGGCUCCCCAGGGGUGGGCAAAACAACAACUGCAACACUUGUUUGUGAGGAGCUUGGCUUCAGCUACAUUGAAAUGAAUGCUAGUGAUACAAGAAACAAGAAGACACUGGAGGAACACAUAUCUCAGUCACUGAGCAAUAAAACCAUGGAUGGAUUUCUACCUGGUCACAAGGCAGAUCCCAGGAAGCAUGUCUUGCUUAUGGAUGAAGUCGAUGGAAUGGCAGGCAAUGAAGACAGAGGAGGAAUGCAGGAAUUAAUAUCACUGAUAAAGAACACCAAGAUACCAGUCAUUUGCAUGUGCAAUGAUAGAAACAGUCAGAAGAUUCGCAGCUUGGCAAAUUACUGUUUUGACUUGAGAUUUCAGAGACCUCGAGUUGAACAAAUCAAGGGUGCUAUGAUGAGCAUUGCAUUCAAGGAAGGGCUCAAAAUUCCACCUCAGGCCAUGGACCAGAUUAUAAUUGGUGCCAACCAAGAUGUAAGACAGGUUCUUCACAAUAUGAGCAUGUGGACAGCCAAGGAGAAGAGUCUUACUUAUGAUCAAGCCAAGGAGGAUGCAGCCAGAGCACAAAAAGACAUCAAAAUGGUAAAUAAUUCCCUGAUUUUAAACAACAUCCACCUUCAAUGAAGUGGUCCUCCUCAAAUAAACAACUUAGUAAACAGAGUUCUGACAUUUAAAAGAAACAUGUACUGUAUGGCUGUACUUUACGAACCCUUUUCAACCCAUAAAGAGCAAUCAGAGUGAA